This is a messenger RNA of Ruditapes philippinarum (Manila clam), 3352 nucleotides long. RefSeq names its product CWF19-like protein 2. Lineage: Eukaryota; Metazoa; Mollusca; Bivalvia; Venerida; Veneridae. Bases 64 to 2859 code for a protein of 931 amino acids. The record is from RefSeq and is a predicted model, not a curated record. Gene Ontology annotation, biological process: mRNA splicing, via spliceosome. Gene Ontology annotation, cellular component: post-mRNA release spliceosomal complex. The transcript has 18 exons.
UCAAAAUCCGGAAAUACGGAAGUCGGGCUUUAGACCCAGUCAAAAAUCGUUUUUAAAGUGAAAAUGAACUUUGAGAGCGCUACAGAACUCGAGAAGAAAAGACAAGAGAAACGAGAGGCUCGUCAGAUUUACCUUGAAAAGGCAAAAGAGAAAUAUGAAAAAGAGGAGAGAAAGAAAGAAAUUGCAAGAAAUAGAGGCGACGACAACUGGAUGCUGUCAUCUGUUGACCAGAGGCUUAAACAUGAAGAACAGAGUAUGAAAAAGUCAAAGAAGAAGAAAAAAGAAAAGAAGAAAAAGAAACAAAAGAAGAAGAAAAAAGAAUCUAGCAAUUCAUCAGAUUCUGACUCGGAAGAUGAUAGAGAGAAGAAAAAGUCAAGAAAGAAAAAAAAGAAGAACAAAUCCAGUAGCGAAUCAGACUCGGAUGAGGGUCCAGCCUGGGUAGAGAAGACCAAUCCAUCCAAGCCCACAGAGGCAUGUGAAACUGGUGUUAAAGGUCCAAAAUUAGAGAGAGAUAGUUGGAUGCAGGCACCUGUAGAUUUGUUCCCAACUAUAACCAGGCAGGAUCUUGUCAGCCGACGAAAUAAAGAGAAAGAAGAACUGGAUAAACAGAAGGAACUUCUGAAUAAGCCGGGCACCCACGAGAAAGAGUUGAACCCCUACUGGAAAGAUGGGGGAUCAGGGUUACCAGAAGAGCAGAAAAAAUCCACAGACAAGCCAGUAUCAGCAGGUGUGGGAGAUGCUGGGCUGUCCUGGUUAAAAAAAUCUUACCAGAGAUGUGUGGAACAAGCAAAGGAAGAAGGGAGGCCACUGGAAGAGCUGGCUGCAGAACGAUGGGGAUCUUUAGAGAAAAUUCAGGAAAUGAUAAGAAAUGCAGAAGUAACUUUAUAUGGUGAGCAAAAAUCAGGAUCUCAGGCAGACAGACCAAGAAAUAGAUUUAUGAAACCUUCUGAUAGUGAUAAUAAUAGUGCUAGAAAAUAUGACAGAUAUAGAAGGUCACGUUCAAGGUCACCUUCAAGACAUUCACAAAGAGAAAGGUCAAGAACACCAGAUAGAAAUAGAAGAAGGUCACGCUCAAGAGACAGAGGUGAAAGUUCAAGGUCUAGUUAUAGUAGCAAAAGUAGACGUUCAAAAUCUAGGUCAUUAUCUAGAGACAGAAGGAGAUCUUGCUCAAGAGAAAGGAAUAGGAGAAGGUCAAGGUCAAAUUCUACAGAAAGAUAUAGAAGAAGGUCAAGGUCAGGUGACAGAAAUAGGUCAAAUGGCUCGAGUUCAAUGAGAAGCAGGUUCAUGAAACCAGGAGAUAUGCAAGAUAAUGAAUACAAAGGGUCAAGGUCAGCGUCAUCUAAAGAUAAAGUACCAGGAUGGAAAAAGAAGGAGUUUCAUAAACCAGUUGAAAAUGAGGAUGAAUUUAAUAGGUCGUCAUCACAUAGAGAUGAUAGAGGUAGAAGAGAUGAGAAAAAUGACAGAAAAAAGAGACGCUCUCCUUCAUCCUCCUCCUCGUCAUCAUCAUCAGAUUCAAGCUCUGACAGCAGUGAUGAAGAUUCUGAUAAAGGUGAAAGGUCAAAAGUGAAACAAAGGUCAAGGUCACCUGUCAGAAUUUUGUCAGAAAAAGAGAUGAAUGACUUGGGUGCCAAAAUUGUGAAAGCUGAAAUUAUGGGUAAUGAGGAGCAGGCAGCAAAGUUAAAGGCCCAGCUUGAGGCAGCCAGAGAAGCUAAGAAAAAUGCACCUGCUGUUCCUCAAGGUCAAGGUCGAAAGAAACAUGAUGAUGAUGACUUUGUGACCUUGAUCCGAACUGAUAGGUCAGGGUUAGCUCGGCCUGUACCAGACAGUCAGCAUCCUGUAGAAUCUGGAGGAAAGAGAAGAAGGAAAAAGCAAAAGAUUGAGACACACACUGGUAAACAAGGGGAGAGAACUCAAUAUUUUGAUGAUGAUGACAAGUUCGACCUUAAAACACUGGUUGAACGAGAGAAAAUGGGUACGGCAGAAGAUCAAAACCAGAUGUUUGCAAGACUGGCUGGAAGGGCAGCCCAGAAAACAGACGAUGAUUUUCAAGUUGAUGAUGUUUUCCUUAGUAAGGCUAAUAGAAAACAGUCCGAAUCUAUCCUGGAGCAAAGAGACAAAGCUGCAGCUAUAUACGAACAUAAAAAAAUGGCAGCAUCACUGGAGAAGUGUAGGUUUUGCUUUGGCAAUGUGCCAAAACAUCUUAUCAUUGCCAUUGGUACAAAGGUAUAUCUGUGUUUACCAAACAACAAAUCUUUGUCGGAAGGUCACUGUUUAAUUGUACCAAUGCAGCAUGUAGCCUCAGGAACAACGGUUGAUGAAGAUGUAUGGAGUGAAAUACAGGUGUUUAGAAGAACUCUUACAAAGAUGUUUGCCGAUCGGGAUGAAGAUGUGGUGUUCAUGGAAACUAGUAUGAAGCUUAAACAGUUCCCUCAUAUGUGUAUAGAAUGUGUUCCCAUGGACAAAGAAGUUGGCGAUCUUGCACCUAUAUAUUUCAAGAAAGCCAUACAAGAGAGCGAGAGUGAGUGGUCACAGAAUAAGAAAGUUGUGGAUCUCAGUCAGAAAGAUAUCCGACACUCCGUUCCUAAAGGCUUUCCAUAUUUUGCGGUAGAUUUUGGUAACCAGGGUGGAUUUGCCCAUGUGAUAGAAGAUGAAAUCAAGUUUCCAUAUUAUUUUGGAAAGGAAAUCAUUGGUGGAAUGAUUGACGCUGAUCAUCGAUUAUGGAAGAAACCUCCAAAAGAGAAUUUUGAUGAGCAAAGAAGAAAAGUACUUCAGUUUGCUACCAUGUGGAAACCUUAUGACUGGACUCAAAAUAUUGCCAAGAAAAUGGAAUCCGACAGCAGUAGUAGUGACUCCGAUUGAGGUUUAACAAAGCUUCUGGGUGAAAUAGAUUUAAACAGCAGUUCUUCAACUCAGGUUUUUGGAGGGAGAAAUCGAGUUACAACUCCAAAUCUUCAGUGACUGUGAUAAAUGAAUGCAGAGGCCAUCAUCGUCAUGGCUGCUAAGACGAUCUAUUCAAAUUUAUUGGAGGUUUUUUUUUUUCAAUUAAAAAUGAACAAGGCACCUUUGAUAAGUUACACAACGGCAUCAUUGGCAUCAUAAUUUAGCACAAGAUGCCCAGUGACUCUGAAUGAUUUUGUCGAAGCUAAAGGCAAACUUAAAACAGACAAACAAAAAUAUUCCCCCCAUAAAAAAUCAAAAAGAGCGAAAUUGACUCUUAAAACUCUAAAGACAAGUGACUUUAUGAAGAUUAUUAUCUAUUUAUUAAAAAGUGUAUUUGUUUUCUAAAUAUAUGAAAUUAAUUAUAUACGAAAAAUUAAUUUCUGAAGAAAACACAUUGUCAUCACUUGUAAAA